This is a messenger RNA of Ochotona princeps (American pika), 5540 nucleotides long. It is a transcript of the gene IRS1, whose product is annotated as insulin receptor substrate 1. The record is from RefSeq and is a predicted model, not a curated record. Gene Ontology annotation, molecular function: phosphatidylinositol 3-kinase binding; insulin receptor binding. NCBI's taxonomy places the organism in Eukaryota, Metazoa, Chordata, Mammalia, Lagomorpha, Ochotonidae. The transcript has 2 exons. Gene Ontology annotation, biological process: insulin receptor signaling pathway. Gene Ontology annotation, cellular component: cytosol; plasma membrane. The coding region runs from base 573 to 4313 and encodes 1246 amino acids.
AGGGGGGUAGCGGUGGGAGGAGGAGGAGGAGGCAAAGGAGGAGGAGGAGGGAGAACCCUGUGCAACGUUGGGACUUGGCAGCCCGCCUCCCCCUGCCCAAGGAUAUUUAAUUUGCCUCGGGAAUCGCUACUUCCAGAGGGGAACUCGGGAGGGAAGGCGCGCGCGCGCCUGCAGGGGCAAGGCAGGGACCCCCUGGCCGCAGCUGCCUCGCUGCGCAGGACUUCAGCCCGGCCGGCGAGCGAUGCAUCUUGGCUGCUGCUGGGCAGCGGCGGCUGAGUGGACCACUCGGAUCUCGGAGGAUCGGGGCUACCCCUACCCCGGACUCACUGCCUCACCCCUGGGCAUGAAACGCCUGUGAACUCGGGUCGGGCUAUCUGCUUGGCGCAGCCACUGCGUCCUUCUUUGGCCUGCCCUCCCCGGCGCGGGGGACGACGUGGGUUUCGGAGUCGGGGGUUUUUGCGCCUCCAGCCCUGUUUGCUUGUGCGGGGCCGCGGCGAGGAGCCUCCGCCCCCCACCCAGUUGUUUUUCUGUGCCUGCCUCUCCUCCGCGGCGGCGGCGGUGGCGGCGGCAGCAUGGCGAGCCCUACGGAGACCGAAGGCUUUUCGGACGUGCGCAAGGUGGGCUACCUGCGCAAACCCAAGAGCAUGCACAAGCGCUUCUUCGUGCUGCGGGCGGCCAGCGAGGCGGGGGGCCCCGCGCGCCUCGAGUACUACGAGAACGAAAAGAAGUGGCGGCACAAGUCGAGCGCCCCCAAACGCUCGAUCCCCCUGGAGAGCUGCUUCAACAUCAACAAGCGGGCUGACUCCAAAAAUAAGCACCUGGUGGCUCUCUACACCCGGGACGAACACUUUGCCAUUGCGGCCGACAGCGAGGCCGAGCAGGACAGCUGGUACCAGGCCCUCCUGCAGCUGCACAGCCGUGCCAAGGCCCACCACGAUGGGGCCUCCGGCUCUGGGGCGGGAGGUGCCGGGGGCAGUUGCAGCGGCAGCUCUGGCGUGGGCGAGGCUGGGGAGGACCUGAGCUACGGAGACAUGCCCCCGGCCUUCAAGGAGGUCUGGCAAGUGAUCCUGAAACCCAAGGGUCUGGGUCAGACAAAGAACCUGAUCGGCAUCUACCGCCUGUGCCUCACCAGCAAGACCAUCAGCUUCGUGAAGCUGAACUCGGAGGCCGCCGCUGUGGUGCUCCAGCUCAUGAACAUCCGACGUUGCGGCCACUCCGAGAACUUCUUCUUCAUCGAGGUGGGCCGCUCCGCCGUGACCGGGCCAGGCGAGUUCUGGAUGCAGGUGGAUGACUCCGUGGUGGCCCAGAACAUGCACGAGACCAUUCUGGAGGCCAUGAGGGCCAUGAGCGACGAGUUCCGCCCUCGCAGCAAGAGCCAGUCCUCGUCCAACUGUUCCAACCCCAUCAGCGUGCCCCUGCGCCGUCACCACCUCAACAACCCCCCGCCCAGCCAGGUGGGGCUUACGCGUCGCUCACGCACCGAGAGCAUCACUGCCACCUCCCCGGCCAGCAUGGUGGGCGGGAAACCAGGCUCCUUCCGGGUCCGCGCCUCCAGCGACGGCGAGGGCACUAUGUCGCGCCCGGCCUCGGUGGACGGCAGCCCCGUGAGCCCCAGCACCAACAGGACCCACGCCCACCGGCACCGGGGCAGCUCUCGGCUGCACCCACCGCUCAACCACAGCCGCUCCAUACCCAUGCCUUCUUCUCGCUGCUCGCCUUCAGCCACCAGUCCGGUCAGCCUGUCGUCCAGCAGUACCAGUGGCCAUGGCUCCACCUCGGACUGCCUCUUUCCGCGGCGGUCGAGUGCCUCUGUGUCAGGUUCACCCAGCGAUGGCGGCUUCAUCUCUUCGGACGAGUAUGGCUCCAGCCCUUGCGACUUCCGAAGCUCUUUCCGCAGUGUCACUCCGGAUUCCUUGGGCCACACCCCGCCGGCCCGCAGCGAGGAGGAGCUCAGCAACUACAUUUGCAUGGGCGGCAAAGGGGCCUCCACCCUGGCUGCCCCCAAUGGCCACUCUGUUUUGCCUAGGGGAGGCAAUGGCCACCGCUACAUCCCCGGGGCGGGCCUGGGUACCAGCCCCGCCUUGGCUGCCUUGGCUGUGGAUGAGGCAGCCGGGGCUGCGGACCUGGAUAACCGUUUCCGAAAGAGAACCCACUCGGCGGGCACCUCCCCUACCAUUUCUCACCAGAAGACCCCGUCGCAGUCCUCGGUGGCCUCCAUUGAGGAGUACACGGAGAUGAUGCCAGCCUACCCACCAGGAGGUGGCAGUGGAGGCCGGCUACCCGGCUGCCGGCACUCCGCCUUUGUGCCCACCCACUCCUACCCGGAGGAGGGUCUGGAAAUGCACUCUUUGGAGCGCCGUGGGCCCCCCCACCGCCAGGACACUGAUGAUGGCUACAUGCCCAUGUCCCCUGGUGUGGCCCCGGUGCCUGGUGGCCGCAAGGGCAGCGGAGACUACAUGCCCAUGAGCCCCAAGAGCGUGUCUGCUCCUCAGCAGAUCAUCAAUGCCAUCAGACGCCAUCCCCAGCGAGUGGACCCUAAUGGUUACAUGAUGAUGUCCCCCAGUGGCAGCUGCUCCCCAGACGUUGCAGGUGGGCCCAGCAGCAGCAGCAGCAGCGGUGGUGGUGGAACCAGCAACAUCAGUGCUACUGCUUCUGGGAGCAGCUAUGGGAAGCUGUGGACCAAUGGGGUGGCAGGCCACCACACCCAUGCUCUGCCUUCCCCUAAACCCCCGGUGGAGAGCAGUGGUGGCAAGCUGUUACCUUGCACAGGUGAAUACAUGAACAUGUCGCCAGUGGGUGACUCCAACACCAGCAGCCCCUCCGACUGCUACUACGGCCCCGAGGACACCCAGCACAAGCCAGCCCUCUCCUACUACUCCUUGCCAAGGUCCUUUAAGCACACCCAGCGUCCAGGGGAGCUGGAGGAAAGUGGCCGGCCCCAGCAUCUCCGCCUUUCCUCCAGCUCUGGUCGCCUUCUCUACACUGCAACUGCUGAAGAUUCUUCAUCCUCCACCAGCAGUGACAGCCUGGGAGGCGGCUACUGUGGAGCCAGGCCGGACCCUGGCCUCCCACAUCCCCACCAUCACGUCUUGCAGCCCCACCUGCCCCGAAAGGUGGACACUGCUGCUCAGACCAACAGUCGCCUGGCACGGCCCACGAGGCUGUCCCUGGGGGAUCCCAAGGCCAGCACCUUGCCUCGGGUCCGAGAGCAGCAACUGCAGCAGCAGCAAAAGCAGCAGCCCCUGCUGCUCCCUUCGGAGCCCAAGAGCCCAGGGGAAUAUGUGAAUAUUGAAUUCGGGAGUGAUCAGCCUGGCUACUUGUCAGGCCCUGUGGCUCCCCACAGCUCUCCCUCUAUCAGGCCACCGCUCCAGCCAGCUCCCAGACAGGAGACGGCCAAUGAGGAGUACAUGAACAUGGAUCUGGGUCCUGGCCGGAGGGCCACUUGGCAGGAGAGUGCCGGGGCUGAGACAGGCAGAGUGGGCCCUGCCCCUCCUGGGGCUACUAGUGUCUGCAGGCCAACCCGGGCAGUGCCCAGCAGCCGAGGGGACUAUAUGACCAUGCAGAUGGGCUGUUCCCGCCAGAGCUAUGUGGAUACCUCCCCAGCUGCCCCUGUCUGCUAUGCUGACAUGCGGACAGGCAUUGCUGCCCAGGAGGCCAGCCUGCCCCCGGCUGCUGCGGCUGCUCCUUCUCCAGCCUCGGCUGCCUCUUCUCCCUCUGCACCUCAAGGAGCCGCCGAAGUGGUGACCCGCUCUUCCCUGCUGGGGGCGCCUCAAGGAGCUGGGGCCGUGAGUGCCUUCACCCGGGUGACCCUGAGUCCCAGUCGCAACCAGAGUGCCAAAGUGAUCCGUGCAGACCCACAGGGGUGCCGGAGGAGGCACAGCUCCGAGACCUUCUCCUCUACACCCAGUGCCACCAGGGCGGGCAACACUGUGUCCUUCGGAGGGGGUGCCGCAGGAGGGGGCAGUGGUGGUGGUAGCGGCAGCAAGGAGGUGAAACGCCACAGCUCUGCUUCCUUUGAGAAUGUGUGGCUAAGGCCUGGGGAGCUCGUGGGAGCCCCCAGGGAGACAGGCCAAGUGUGUGGGCCUGCAGGGGCUGUGGAGAAUGGUCUGAACUACAUAGACCUGGAUUUGGUCAAGGACGUCAAGCAGCGCCCUCAGCAGCGUCUCCCUCAGCCGCAGCCUCCUCCGCCCGCGCCCCCUCAUCCUCACCAGCGCUCAGGCAGCAGCGAGAGCUGCUCCACCAGCCGCCCCAGUGAGGAUUUAAGCACCUAUGCCAGCAUCAGUUUCCAGAAGCAGCCAGAAGACCGCCAGUAGCUCGACUGGACAUCAUAGCAGAAUGAAGACCUAAACAACCUCAGCAAAUCCUCCUUUAACUCAUGGGUACCCAGACUCUGAAUAGUUCAUAAUUCACAUCUAGGACCUCAUAUCCUCCUCUUCAGUAGAUGGUACGAAGCCUCCAUUUCAGUUUGUUUACUUUCCACGAUCCUCAGGAGUUAGUUGACUGAACUGCACACUCUCUGUUGUGCCAAGCAAAAAAGCACUGUGACACCAGGACAAUGACUCGGUGUAAACUUCAUCCUCAACAUUAAGGACUUAGCUGGCCAUGAUGAGUUGAUGUGCCCACCACAAGCCACCACGGGAGAAUUGGCUUUCUGCUCAUCGCAUUGUCAAGAUCCAUUUCAUUUGCUGCUGAAACUGUGUGUGACAAAGCGUCGUUGUAAAUUAUUUGCUACAGAACUGUUCAUGUUGGGUGGAGAGAGUGUUAACUAUUUAACAUAGGUUUUGGUUUCUAUGUGUAAUUUUUAAAGAAAAAAUAGCUUUUCUUAUAAUACAUCUUUCUGUUUUUGGAUGUGGGACUGAGGUAUACAAUGUUCUGUUACAAAGAGUGGAGCGAAUGCUUAAAACAAGGCUAAAAAGAGUAGCAUAGAGUAUGAUCCUUGUUUUAAGAUAGUAAUUCAGAAAAAUAAUAUAAUAAGAAUACUAGUGCCAUAGACAGUUCUCAAUUGUAUAGCUGUAUUUGCUGAUACUGUCUCUUGUAAUAUAGACCUGAUGCUGGGCUGAGUUCCUUACAAGAAAUAAUAUUAAUUUUGUAUUUUUCCUGUAAGACCAUAGGCCAUGUUAAUUAAACUGAAGAAGGAUUUAUUCAUCCUACUGGGUGUGUUCAACUGUCAGCUUAAAAUUGGCACUUGAAUGGAAGCAAAAUUACAAGUAAAGGAAAUCCAAGUCUUCCAUUGUAUAUAUUGUAAAGAGGAGGUAAGGGUGACCCCUUCAAAUCAAAGUCACUCUUUGGAAUGAACCAUGUGGGUGUUUGUAAAUUCUGGAAAUGUCUUUCUACUCAUAAUAAACUAGAUACUGUCGAGCCUUUCUUCUCUCCCUUCCCCCACUUCUGUAGGCUUCCCCACUCCAUUCCCCUAGAGAUUUUUUGGUGUGUGUGCACAAGUUAUGAUAUUUCAUUUCCUGCAUUAUCUUGAGAAAGGUGGUAAGACAAGUGAGUGCUUGCUAACCAGAAAUUAAAAUUCCAGAAAGUGUUUUUGAUCAUGA